This is a messenger RNA of Cyprinus carpio (common carp), 1037 nucleotides long. RefSeq names its product HD domain containing 3 (gene hddc3). The record is from RefSeq and is a predicted model, not a curated record. NCBI's taxonomy places the organism in Eukaryota, Metazoa, Chordata, Actinopteri, Cypriniformes, Cyprinidae. Gene Ontology annotation, molecular function: guanosine-3',5'-bis(diphosphate) 3'-diphosphatase activity.
CCUUGAACUGAUUCACUGAAAAGAUCCGAAUAAAAAGACUCGAUUAGCGCUGCGCUUGUUUCACUACGGACUCUUAGACUCGCGGACACAAAACAACCGUAUCCUACACACAAACAACAGAUAUAUAUCGUAACAUUACCCUUAUUUUUAAUAUACAACUAUGAGCUCGUCGUCGACUGCAGUGCUGCUGGAAGCGAUCGACUUCGCUGCAGAGAAACAUCGCAAUCAGCGCCGAAAAGACCCCGAUGCCACACCAUACAUAAAUCACCCCAUAGGCGUGGCAAGGAUUUUAAGUCACGAGGGUGGAAUUACAGAUAUUGAAGUUUUGCAAGCUGCAUUGCUUCAUGACACCGUUGAGGACACUGACACAACAAUCGAUGAGCUGGAGGCUGUGUUUGGACCGACCGUGGCGAGAAUCGUCCAGGAGGUUACAGAUGACAAGACUUUACCAAAAGAGGAGAGAAAGCGGCUGCAGGUGGAGCACGCGCCGCACCGCAGCCAUCAGGCCAAACUAGUCAAACUAGCUGACAAGUUGUAUAACUUGCGGGACCUCAAUCGCUGCACUCCCACAGGCUGGACGGCAGAAAGGGUUCAGGAAUACUUCGUGUGGGCGUCUCGGGUGAUAAAAGGGCUCCGCGGCACCAACGCAGCACUCGAGGAGAAACUGCAGCAGCUCUUUUUGGAGAGAGGAGUGCAGCUGUGAUGAAAUUAAAUGAUGGUGUUUUUUUUUGUUUUUUUUUUGGUAACUGAUCAACAUGGAAUGUUCUUUACACUAAAGGGCCAGUUCAGGCCACCCGAAAGUCGUCCCAAACCUAUUUUGACUUUCUUUCUUCUGUGGGACACAAGAGGAGGUGUUGAUGAAGAUUUCCUCUACAUUUUCUUUGGUGUUUCGCUUAAUAAAGUCAUACAGAACAACAUCAGGGCGGGUGAACGACGGAUGAAUUUGAAUUUUGAGUCCGCUUUAUUAUUAAGGUUUUUUUAAUUGCAUAAUUGUAUUUAAUAAUAUGAAGAUGCAAAUAAAGCUUUGUUAAAUGGGA